AUGUCUCGAAGUUGGGAUGCACAAGGUAUGCAUUAUCCACCGGCUCAGCAGCAAUGGGCCCAACAUCCUAGCUAUGCGCAGCCUCCGCAACAACAACAGAUGCCACCUCAUCAUAGCCAGCAACAGCAGCAAGGACAACAAGCACCUGUUAGUGGACAGUCCACCGUGCUAGAAGCGCUUAUCAACCAGCCACAGUAUCCUUCAGCUCCACCCCAGGUUUAA
Molecule: messenger RNA, 222 nt
Organism: Strongylus vulgaris
Lineage: Eukaryota; Metazoa; Nematoda; Chromadorea; Rhabditida; Strongylidae
Source: the annotation of a GenBank genome assembly